UAAUAAGGGCCACAGCAGCAUCUUUCCGUGUUGUGCAUUGUACUAUAUAUUACCUAAGAUACGAAGAUGUGCAGUUGUAUCACACAAAAGGGAAUUGUUUUUUUUUUAAAUACAAAGUUUUAAUAUCAUCAUUAUUCUGUAUGCAAAUGAAUUUAUGAAAAAAACAAUUCAUUUUCGCCUUUUUUAUUACUUUAAACUUUGGCUUUUGUGAAUGUGAAAAGUUAGUCACUUAUGUAGUAUUCUGUUUUAAUAUUGUACGUGCAGGAAUUUUGAAAAACGUAUUAACGAUAUCAAAUAUCGGUUUUGAUGAUAUCUGUGCGUUAUAGGAAAUAUUAGUUAUCUAAUCUAAUCAGGUAAAAGUUUUCGGAACUUCAAAGGCUAUUUGACCUAGCAAAUCAUACAUGAAUGACCUACAGCUAUGACUGUUACUCGUCACGAGUUAGGUAUUGUGAUGGAAUGUUUCUAUAUGGUGAAACAUUGAGCAACUCUGAAGAAUCUACAAAAUUUCAAUAAAUAAACUUUCAAAUAAACAACUUCAUCUUUGGAGUAUUUAAGGUGUACCAACAGAGGUUCAACGUAACGGAAAGUUAACAAAAAUUUCUAACACAAGGUCGCGUUUUUGCGCAUUUUCAGAACCACCCAGUGUCACUGUAGCAAGAGUAAAACCAUUUCGAUAAGAUUAGAUAACGUUGGUGGCAGUACUAUAAGAUAAUGUGGAAUUCACAACUUGCCUCACCGAUUGCAUGGUUCAGUAAGAGUUUGCCUGUGAAUCAAUCCACGGGCACGUAGUAAUUCUGGCAAUUUGGCGACGGCGAUUCAGGAUUAACUUUACAACGUUUCGAUACUAAAUUUGUGAGACAGGAUGGUGUUUGAUUAAGGAAACGGAACCCAGCUUGUAAAAUCUACAAAAUGAUGCGCCAAGAAUCGUUGCUAAGCAACCACGAGCGACAGCCGCGUAUAGAGGCCAACGCAAACAACAUCAAGCAAGAUUCGAUCGACUGCGGUGUGACGGCAUGCAGCUGUUGUAAUGGUCCAGGUUGUAUACGACUUGGCACCGCUACCUCCUUCGUAAUAUGUCUGUCGUUGGUGGCUUUCGUCAGCGGUGGCAUCGAAAGCUACUUCCGGCUGGCGGCGCAUCAAGCUGCCAGUGAGCUAAGCUUCGAUCCGAUCGUCCUGGACUGGUUGCUGGUAAUGGCCGGUGUUGCCCAGGGCGUGUUUGCGUUGCUAGUAAGCUAUUGGGGCAAUCGCAUUCAUCGGAUAUCAUGGCUGGGAGGAAUAUUUAUGCUACAGGCAAUCAGUCUGAUCGUGAUUAUAAUACCGACGCUGACGCACAACACGGAGGAAAGCAACACCAUCGAGGCACUAAACAUGGACAAAACUUGCACACUGGAGCAAUCGGCCAAGUUGGUAUUGGAUCGGCCGUACGCCAUUACAACACUGGUGCUAAUGUUUAUCGCACAGAUAUUGAUUGGCCUCGCGAAUGUUGCCAUCUACACUCUUGGCAUCAGCUAUGUUGACGAUAAUGUGCGGACACAUCACAGCCCUGGUUUGAUCGGGUGCGUCAUAGCGGCUCGCAUUUGGGGCGCCCAGCUUGGACUUGCGAUCGGUUUAGCGGUCGGAGCGACCACACUCGGCUGGUGGCUCGGAUGGGCCAUCAUAGGGCCGCUAACAUUCCUGCUCGGUUUCAUCAUCUCACUUUUUCCCAAACGAUUGCUCGCCACGAUGGUACGGCAAGCGGCAAACGAUAUCGUUGAAACGGCCACCAACAACAGCAUGCAAUCGAUCGCCACCGCCGACAAAUGGCUCGCGGAUAUUUCGCUUUGGUCCACGGUGAGACGCGUCUUUUCCAACAAGAUACUCCUCUGCAAUGUGCUAGCGCUGGUAUUCAUCCAGACCGGCAUGGUGAACUUCCAUUCGCAUGAACAAUCCUAUCUGCAGUCGCGAUUCUUUCUGCCGACAUCGCACGCUGACGGUAUCAACGAUGAGUGGGCGUCGCGAUUGAUUACCAACCUGAUACGACCAUUCGCGGCUGCUAUGGGUGUCAUUGUCGCGGCACUCGUCAUCGCAAGCGCGAAUCCUUCGGCCAGGAAAUUAGCUGGAUGGAACCUUUUUGUUGGAGUACUGGCUACAGCCUUAUUCAUAGCAUACAUUUUCAUCUCUUGCGGCGAAGAACAGAUUGCUGGCGCUUAUCGUGGCCGAAAGCUGAUCAAACCGUUCUGUGCGUCCAAUUGUGUUUGUACGGAAAAUGUGCCCUUUACGCCGGUCUGUCCUAUAGACAGUCGCUUCACAUACUUUUCACCGUGCCAUGCUGGUUGCCAGGACAGGGAAGAAAUUAACAGUAUCGUCAUAUAUCGCAACUGUUCAUGCGGCGUUGAUGUGGACAUUGUGCUGGAGAGCGGUGGCGAUGCAACUGAGGGUGCCUGCGGGAUUGACGACUGCCAACCGUACUGGAUCGUGUUUCAGGUGUUGACGGUGAUUGUGGCGAUGCUGCUUGCCUCGGGCUUGACGGGUAAGGUGAUCAUCAGCUUGCGCUCGGUGCUGACGCAAGACAAGGCGAUGGCUCUAGCGGUGGAGUUGACAUUGGUGGGACUGGUGGUACAUUUACCUGGGACAGCCAUCUAUCAGGUGGUGGCAACUCACACCUGUCAGUUUUGGUCCUCAAAUGAGCGGCAAUGCUUCUUACAUGAGACGCCAACGUUUGGAAAUAUCCUCAACAUGAUUACGGCAGCGUUCAUCAUAAUUGGGUUAAUCUUCGAGAUGGUGGUGUUCUACUUUGUUAAGGAUAUGUCCUUAUAUGGCGAAGACGACGAGACACUACUUCGCGAUCCAAUCGAGAUGCGUUUCAUAUCGCCAGCCAGGACACAAACCAUGACGGAAAUGAUGCCCUUGAAUAAUACUUAUCCCAUCGCAGACACGGUGGAUCGUUCGACGACCUCCGAAACGAUCAUGCAAUCGGAAACGCUGAUCGCCGAUGAAGGUGUACCUUCGGUUCACACAAUUCAGAACUCCCAACCCUCCUAUCCAACGGUUCGAUCAAUUUCACCACUUGCUGCAAGUUCCGCAACGUAUGCUCAGGUGGUGCGCGAACUGCCCAAGAGAGAAAAUUCUAGCGAUAUCGAUGAACAGCUAGACUUCCGGUCAGCGACAAGCUUACCUCGCGGCCAAACAGACAGCGAUGAUGAAAGCGAGUAUCGUUCCACGAUGGUAGGGCGCCUGCAGCAACAGCCAUCGAGCCCGAGAGCUGACCCUGGAGUGCGGCGUGAUUAUGCCCGAGAUGGGCUAUUUUCUCCUCGGGCUAUGUCACCAGAAAGUACGGAGGCGGGAAGAAGUGGGCUCGCUUUCCAAUCACGAAAUGUUUCCGGCCGACCGAUGAGUCCGGAAACAGAUUUUUAAGUUUAAAUGCUAGUAUAAAGUUUGCUCAUAGGUAUUGAUCCAAUGGCAUAUAGCGCAACGAUAGUUUGAAGUUGUUAGUAGAGUAUAUUUAAAAUAAAGUUUAUAGUUCCUAUCGGUAAGACUUCAACGCAAAGGAAGUAGAUAUAAAAUUCUUUAAUAAAAAUUAAAGUGAAAAAACAUGUUUUACAACUGUUGGAAACUUGUUAAGGGAAA
This is a messenger RNA of Anopheles funestus (African malaria mosquito), 3606 nucleotides long. It is a transcript of the gene Oatp33Eb, whose product is annotated as solute carrier organic anion transporter family member 4C1. The transcript is spliced from 8 exons. NCBI's taxonomy places the organism in Eukaryota, Metazoa, Arthropoda, Insecta, Diptera, Culicidae. The coding region runs from base 910 to 3393 and encodes 827 amino acids. Gene Ontology annotation, biological process: transmembrane transport; sodium-independent organic anion transport. Gene Ontology annotation, cellular component: membrane. Gene Ontology annotation, molecular function: protein binding. The record is from RefSeq and is a predicted model, not a curated record.